AUGGCAGGCAACGAAACAGAGCACGGGCGACGUGGACGUGAUUUUCCAAGCAGAAGCAGAGAGCGUGAUAGUAAGCUAUCACCGUCGCCCACUGCACCCGCUGGUCGAGGCCGCGCACCAUAUCCUUCCACAUCGCAUAACCACCGCCCUCGCUCAACAUCUGCACACAGGGCCCAAGACCCCAACCACGAACGACCUGCUCAUUACCGCCAUCGUCACCACCAUCAUCAACAUCACCAUCACGACUCGGCUCGCACCCAACCACCGCCUCCACUGGCCGACGAUCCUGCUGUGCCGUCGUCGCUGAACACGAGACGUGCAAGUCCCUCGCCAGCUCCAUCCACCAGCUCGAGAUACGCCAAGCGUUCAGCUCGAGAUUAUUCCCCUCGACCUCCACGCUCAUACGCUCAGCGGCCAUAUUCCGAUCGAGCUCAACCAGCUCGUAGACCACAGUCGCCGGGCACAUAUCCGACAAGACGACGUUCCCGUUCAAUCGAAUCUCGCUACAGCUCACGCCAACCGAGAUAUCCAUCUGAAAGAGACCGCUACAACGACCGUCGCAGAUACUCGCCCCCACCAACCAGAGAGUAUCGCCAUUCAGGCCAUUCGGCUCGUGGUCGUCCUGCCAAUAAUUACGCCUCUCGUCAUAGCAAACCUCCAACACGCUCACCCCCUCGUGACGCCCGACGUUCUGACUCCCCGUCGGACGACCUGAUCUCGCAGCUUGCGACCACUGCUCGUCCCGAAGAAGCAAAGUCUAGCAGACGUCGGGGCCCAUCGGCGCAUUCUCGUCGCUCUUCCAGGUCACCUCGACCAGAUAGCCGUCGGCCUUACAGACAGGACCCGCCUCGUUACCGCGAGAGCGAAAGAGAAAGAGAAAGAGAUAGAGACAGAGAUAGAGACUACGGAAGAGAUUACGACGGAGAUUACGGUCGCAGCCGAGACUACGACCGAGGAGGUCGACGCGAUUACCACGACAGAAGAGAACGUUAUCGCGACGGGCGUGAACCAGACGCCAUGUACGGCAGAGGUGGCCCUCCUCGCCAGCCAAUCCCUCCUCGCUCGUACGUAGACCCGCGCUACUCUCAGUCGCCGCAAUACCCACCCGCUGGACCUUCUCCGCCUCAUGCUCAGUCUCCUUAUGGCCGUACAUAUCCCCCACAGGCCGCCUAUGCGAGCUACCACGGUUCUCCUACACAUGCCGCUUAUUCGGCUGCUCCUUCUCCCUAUUAUCAACAGAACUAUCCGCCUCCCGCUGCAAGUCCUUAUUACCAAGCUCAACAACAACAACCGCCACCACCACAGCAUUAUGUCGCCCAGCCACCGAUGUCGGCAUAUCCGCCUCAGCACACAUACCGUGGCCAACCUCCCUCCAGGGGAUACAACAAUUCUCAACGGCCUCCAGUUCCCGCCCCGGCGCCUGCGCCUCCUGCUAGUAGAGGUGGUCGUGGUGGCCACUUCUCAAAUCUUUCUUGGACUCCCUCAAGCGGCAGCAGAGGCGGAAAAGUAGUAUCCAAGCGUGAGAACUCGAUAUCUGGCACCGAGACUCCUCUUGCGCCUAGGUCAACGACAGAUUCUGUUGAUGAUGACGACAAUCCUUUCAGGCCGCCCAAGGAUCUUCGAGCUGAGGAUGAAACCGAGAAGAGGAAGUCGGGCAUUAGCUUUUCCAUCAAGGGUAUGGCAGGGAGAACAGAUCCCUCAGCUCCUCACAGGCCAGCACCCCUAGCUGCGCCGCGCACCAGAAAAGAGAUAGUCAUGCGCAAACGACUGAAGCCUAAGCCAAAGUUGACGACAGAUUUUGCUGCCUCAGACUCGGUCUACUACCGCAAGACUGGUAACGAAUCAGUCGUCGGAUCUGGAACCUACGGAAAAGUAUACAAGGCCGUCCACGUCUAUACUGGUGACAAGGUUGCUCUCAAGAAAAUAAGAAUGGAAGGAGAGCGCGACGGCUUCCCAGUCACGGCGAUUCGCGAGAUCAAACUUCUACAAUCUCUCAACCACACAAACGUAGUGAAGUUGCAGGAAGUUAUGGUCGAACGAAAUGACUGUUUCAUGAUUUUCGAGUAUCUCUCUCACGACUUGACGGGCUUGUUGAACCAUCCGUCAUUUGUGCUCACUGAGGGACAUAAAAAGGACCUGGCAAAACAGCUCUUCGAGGGACUUGAUUAUCUUCACAAGCGCGGUGUACUCCAUCGCGACAUCAAGGCGGCCAAUAUCCUUGUGUCUCGUAACGGCGAGCUGAAGUUGGCAGACUUUGGACUUGCGCGUUUCUAUAACAAGAACGCAAAACGAAAGCAGGAUUACACCAACCGAGUCAUCACAAUCUGGUACCGAUCACCAGAGUUGUUGCUGGGAGAGACGCAGUACGGGCCAGCUGUCGAUAUUUGGUCGGCAGCUUGUGUCUUGGUCGAAAUCUUUACCAAACAUGCCAUCUUCCCAGGAGAUGGUGGUGAGAUCAAUCAACUUGACAAGAUCUAUAACGUUCUCGGCACGCCCUCGCGAUCAGACUGGCCCGGAAUCGUGGACCUUGCUUGGUAUGAGCUCCUGCGGCCGAUGCACAAAGUGCCAUCCACGUUCACCGAGAAAUAUCAAGAGCGUGUGUCGACAGCAGCAUUUGAACUCCUGAGCGCCAUGUUCAUCUUCGAUCCCGAAAAGAGGCCUACUGCCAGCGAAGUCUUGGAGCAUCCGUACUUUGCAACUGAAGAACCCAAGGCACAAAAGGUGAUAGAGUUGAAGAAUCUGGAAGGCGACUGGCAUGAGUUUGAGAGUAAAGCUUUACGGAAGGAGAAAGAACGUGAAGCGAGAAGAAGAGACAAGGAGAACGCAGAGAAGCGGAAGCUUGAGGGCCCGAUAGGUGAUGAGAGAGAGUUGAAGAGAGUGAAGACGACCGAUGCGCAGGCUUGA
Aureobasidium pullulans EXF-150 is the source of this 2904-nucleotide messenger RNA. RefSeq names its product Pkinase-domain-containing protein. The record is from RefSeq and is a predicted model, not a curated record. Gene Ontology annotation, molecular function: cyclin binding; cyclin-dependent protein serine/threonine kinase activity; RNA polymerase II CTD heptapeptide repeat kinase activity. Gene Ontology annotation, biological process: transcription elongation by RNA polymerase II; positive regulation of transcription elongation by RNA polymerase II; protein phosphorylation. Bases 1 to 2904 code for a protein of 967 amino acids. Gene Ontology annotation, cellular component: nucleus; cyclin/CDK positive transcription elongation factor complex. The transcript is spliced from 2 exons. NCBI's taxonomy places the organism in Eukaryota, Fungi, Ascomycota, Dothideomycetes, Dothideales, Saccotheciaceae.